CAGCCCGCGGCCGAGGCCCGAGCGUUUGUAAGCGCCUUCCUGAAGAGCAGCAUGCCCCGGCGCAAGGCCGCUGCCAUCCAGGACUUCCUGACGCGGAAGGCUGUGGUGCUCGAGCACUGCCCCAGGAAAAGGACGAAGCCGAAGAGGAAGAAAACAAAAGGCUUCACGGCCAAGCAGAGGCGAGAGAUGCGUCUCUUCGACAUCGAGCCCGAGCAGCAGCGAUACGCAAUCUUUCUACCACUCCAUGAACUCUGGAAACAGUAUAUCAGAGACCUAUGUCACGGACUUAAACCAGAUGCGCAACCGCAAAUGGUUCAGGGCAAACUGCUAAAAGCAGAUCUCCAUGGAGCUAUUGUUACAGUCACAAAGUCAAAAUGCCCCUCUUACGUUGGGAUAACAGGAAUCAUUCUACAGGAAUUUAAACAUGUCUUCAAAAUUAUCACUAAAGAGGACAAAUUAAAAGUUGUUCCCAAACUUAACAACGUAUUUAGCUUGGAACUUGAUGGAUUCAUUUCCUACAUCUAUGGAAGCAAGUUCCAGCUUAGAGCAAGCGAGCGAUCUGCAAAAAAGUUCAAGUUGAAAGGAACUAUUGACCUGUGAUUUCAAUGGAAAACCAGAAGUAUUAAUAGAAACGUCUGCUGUUUUCCUGCAGUUUAAAGACCGGGUUUUCUGGCAGAUUGAAAAUGGA
Molecule: messenger RNA, 688 nt
Organism: Opisthocomus hoazin
Lineage: Eukaryota; Metazoa; Chordata; Aves; Opisthocomiformes; Opisthocomidae
Source: RefSeq, a predicted model, not a curated record